GGGAAUAAAGAAAGGGGACUGAAAAGUAAGCAUUCAUUGAGUUGAAAAAAUCAUAUAUUGAAGGUGAUACGUAGGCUCUGACGUCAUGAUACUGGCCAUAAAGCAGUUAUAACCAUUCUUCUAUCAUCACAUAACCAAUCCAACCAAAGGGAAAGUAAAAGGUUGAGUUGGUCUGCAACAAAUUAUGGCAAAGGUUCCAAGAAUCAAACUGGGUUCACAGGGUUUGGAAGUAUCAGGUCUGGGUUUGGGUUGCAUGGGCAUGUCCGCCGUCUACGGACCGCCAAAACCCGAACCCGACAUGAUCAACCUCAUCCACCACGCCAUCGAAGCAGGUGUCACGUUUCUCGACACCUCAGACGUCUACGGUCCCAAAACCAACGAGAUCCUCCUCGGCAAGGCUAUGAAAGGAGGGGUAAGGGAAAAAACGGAGUUAGCGACCAAAUUCGGGAUCAAUUACGAGAACGGAAACCAUGUGGUGUAUGGUGAUCCGGCGUAUGUUAGAGCUGCUUGUGAAGCUAGCUUGGAGCGGCUUGGGAUCGAUUGCAUCGAUCUCUAUUAUCAGCACCGGAUCGACACUCGUGUGCCCAUUGAAAUAACGGUAAUAAUAAAUAAUUUCUGUAUUCUAAAAAUAAGUGUUUGUAUUUCUAUUUUAGUUUGUCUCAAAAUAAGUAUAAAAUAUUUUUUGGGAUUGUUUUGUUUUCUUGCUAAGAUGGGAGAAAUGAAGAAACUGGUGGAAGAAGGGAAAAUAAAAUAUGUGGGGUUGUCGGAGGCUUCGGCUUCGACCAUAAGACGAGCCCAUGCGGUGCACCCGAUAACGGCCAUACAACUCGAGUGGUCCUUGUGGUCAAGGGAUGUUGAAGACGAAAUUAUUCCUACUUGCAGAGAACUCGGCAUCGGAAUCGUUGCAUACAGUCCUCUAGGACGGGGAUUUCUUUCAUCGGGUCCGAAGAUGACCGAGAACUUGACCGAGGGUGAUUUCCGUCAGUCUCUACCAAGGUUCCAACCAGAGAAUCUCGAGCAUAACAAAGCCUUGUACGAGCGGGUUAGUGAGAUCGCGGCUAAGAAAGGGUGCACCCCAUCGCAGCUAGCGUUGGCGUGGGUGCACCACCAGGGAACCGAUGUGGUGCCGAUUCCAGGAACCACCAAGAUCAAAAACCUUCAACAGAACAUAGGAGCUUUUUCGGUCAAACUAACACCAGAAGACAUGGAAGAACUUGAAUCGAUUGCAUCGAAUGAUGCAGCCAAGGGCGAGCGAUACAUGGACGGUUUCCCCACGUAUCUGAAAUCCGACACUCCACCGUUAUCUUCAUGGAAAGCUUAAUAAGCAAGUCCGUUACCAUGACGUUUUCAUGUGUUGUGACGGAAACAUACGACACACAAUUGUAUGUUUUGUUCUUGGUGUUCUUAUCCUAAAGACCUUUUCCACUGUG
This is a messenger RNA of Cynara cardunculus var. scolymus (artichoke), 1430 nucleotides long. Its product is annotated as probable aldo-keto reductase 3. The record is from RefSeq and is a predicted model, not a curated record. The transcript is spliced from 4 exons. Gene Ontology annotation, cellular component: cytoplasm. NCBI's taxonomy places the organism in Eukaryota, Viridiplantae, Streptophyta, Magnoliopsida, Asterales, Asteraceae. The coding region runs from base 185 to 1321 and encodes 378 amino acids.